AUGGGAAGGCUCAUCAAGAACCACUGGGCGAGGCUCAUUGUUCUCUCGGCCGCAACUUACCAAGUUGCUGCUAGCCUUGAGUCCUACUUUUGGCCGAAGAUCUUCUUCGACUUUUUGACCCACUCGCUGGAUGGCGCCGUUCGGCCGGUGCCCGUGCUGCAGACGAUUAAUAUUCUGCUAGGAUUUUUGAUGCUAGCGUGGGAGUGGCCUCUGGGUGCAAUCGCUGGGUCUGGAUUCCACCGAAGUCUCGAGUUGCGUCUCGCCAUCAUCCCAGUUGCUGCCAUUGCUGCCGGCCUGCUCUACCAAGGCACCAACGCUGCCGUCUACUACCUGAUUGGUAUGGCUGUGUAUUUUUGGGCAUACAGCGAGGGAGAGAUCAUCUGCGCAAAGCCUUGGACUCUACCUCAGCGUGGAGGGCGUGGUGCUCGAGUCUAA
Pyricularia pennisetigena is the source of this 435-nucleotide messenger RNA. RefSeq lists its product as uncharacterized. The transcript has 3 exons. The record is from RefSeq and is a predicted model, not a curated record. Bases 1 to 435 code for a protein of 144 amino acids. NCBI's taxonomy places the organism in Eukaryota, Fungi, Ascomycota, Sordariomycetes, Magnaporthales, Pyriculariaceae.